AUGCCUCUCCGAAAUCUGGACACUCCGCCAACAUCCGCCGCUGCUCAUACUCGUGUCGUGACACGCUCCGCAGCGCGCCAAGCUGCGGCUGCUCAGCAUCCGUCACCGUCGUCGGUUAAUUCUCCUCCGGCUUCUCCGCUACCUCAUGGACAUCCGGUUCAUGAUGAUGACACAGGUGACUCGUCAGGCUCCCGCUCUUCGUCUGAUGAGGUCGUGCGUCCCUUCUCGUAUCUUUUCUAUUCUGCCACUUUAAAAUUUGUUUGGGAUGGGAUGUCUGCGAAACAGUUCAUAUGCCAACAAAAGUUGCAUAUCGAAGACUUCAAUGCUAGAACUGGCCUGGUUCGUACUCUUGAUACGGCCGGGUUAUUACAGACAGUUGUCAAAGUUCCUCGUUUUGUUAAGACUGUGGUGCUUGAUUUUUAUGCUAAUCUUGUACCAGAAUUAACCAUUCGCGGGACUGUCUAUAUACGUGGGCGGUUCUACGAGUUCAAUCCUCCGAUCAUUAAUGCCUUCUUUGGCUCAUUUGACUAUGAUGACGACUUCACAGCGGACAUGGAUGCUAUUACACAUAGACUGACAGGUGGAAACAAGAGCCGUUGGGUGUCUAAGGACUCCAUCAAAGUUGUAGAAUUGACCUCAACUUUCGCUUUUUUGCACAAGAUUGCAUGCUCGAAUUGGAUGCCCACUACUCAGCGUGGAUAUGUUAAACGAUCAAUGGCGAUUUCGCUUUUUAAGAUUGAAUGUGGCAUGAAAAUCAAUCUCGGUCAGCUCCUUUUUGAUCAGAUCCUUGGAGCGCGAAAUGGCAGUGCUGGGAGGAAAGAUCUCAUUCUUCCUAACCUUAUUUAUGGCUUAUUAAUGAUGCAGGGUUUUACGAAAAAUCUUUCUGAGUUUUACGAAGCCGAUCGGCCCGUUAUAAAGAUUGAUCGCCGUCUUCUUCGUGGUUCCCACUUCGAUGACUUGGACAUUCCCGAGUCUGUUGAUCGGGCAGGUUCAUCCUCCACUGCUACCGCUACUGAGUUGGCCAUCGAGUUUCUGGAAAAAGAACUGUGUCUCCUCUCUCAUAAGAGACAGGAAGUGGUUGAUCGUGAAAUUCAAAUCCGAGGUCUUCUACUACGGCUGAAAGGUUUGGGCAAUUUAAAUGAUGUUAAGCGCGCCCAUGUCUGUCCUGACAACGCGUCGUCUGGAUCCACAAGUUCCUCAGAAGAAUUCUACUGA
This is a messenger RNA of Ipomoea nil (Japanese morning glory), 1215 nucleotides long. RefSeq lists its product as uncharacterized. Bases 1 to 1215 code for a protein of 404 amino acids. The transcript has a single exon. NCBI's taxonomy places the organism in Eukaryota, Viridiplantae, Streptophyta, Magnoliopsida, Solanales, Convolvulaceae. The record is from RefSeq and is a predicted model, not a curated record.